Molecule: messenger RNA, 645 nt
Organism: Symbiodinium necroappetens
Lineage: Eukaryota; Dinophyceae; Suessiales; Symbiodiniaceae
Source: the annotation of a GenBank genome assembly
AUGUCAGCAUUUCGACGAGCAUUUCCCAAAUUGCACCUGGCGCUUUGCCGCCCGGUUUCUGUGCUGGUCGAGGCGACGCCAAAUCCGAAGUCCAUGAAAUUCGUCUUGGAAGGAGGUGAAGUUCUUGGACGUGGGACAAAGACCAUGCUCUUUCGCAGUCCUCAUGAGGCUAUCCAGUCUCCUCUCGCGAAGUCCUUGCUUGAGUUGGAUGGCGUGCGGGAAGUGCUUCUUGCCGCGGAGCACGUCACCGUGACGAAAUCAACUCUAGCAGAGUGGGAGGAUCUCCAGGAUGUCGUGGAGGGGGAGAUCAGCAAAUUCUACGAGGCCGGGCAUACAGUGAUCGAGGAGUCUGCCGUGGAGUCCACGGAUCCCCAGGACUUCCCAGAGGGCAGCAUCGAAGCCGAGAUCCUGGAGCUGCUUGAGGAGAGAGUGAGGCCUUUUGUUCAGCAAGACGGCGGCGACAUCGAGUUUGUGCGCUUCGACCAUGCAGACAGCACCCUGUACCUGAAGAUGGUGGGCUCCUGCUCGGGCUGCUCCCAGUCCCAUGCGACGCUGCAAGAAGGCGUGAAGAACUUGAUGGAUCACUACAUCCCGCAGGUGAAGCAGAUCGUUGGACUCAACGAUGAGAUGGACUGGGCUCUGUGA